UUCUGGACAAGAACAAACUAUAGUAAACAAAACAUGGAUUUGAGUUCUCCAAUCAUUUCCCACCUCCUAUAUUUUCUUCUCCUUGUUUCUUUGGUUUGUCCAAUUUAUUGUUCAAAAACCAGUAGUCACCAUUUAGUCAAUCAAACUUUUCAACAAGAGGAAAAGUUUCGCAAGUUGAAGGAAAAGAUAGCAAUCCAUCUUCAGCGGAUCAACAAGCCUGCCGUCAAAACGAUUCAUAGUCCUGAUGGUGAUAUCAUAGAUUGUGUUAUGUUUCAUAAUCAACCUGCCUUUGAUCAUCCUUUAUUGAAAGACCAUAAACCAGCGAGUCCUCCAAAACUACCAAAAGGAUAUAUCGAAGAUAAUUCAAGUGAUAUAUUUCAAUUGUGGAGUUUAUCAGGAGAAUCAUGUCCUGAAGGAACUAUUCCAAUUAGAAGAACACGAGAAGAAGACAUUUUAAGAGCUGGUUCUAUUAGUAAAUUUGGAAAAAAAUUAAGUGAUUUCAGAAAGGACGCCAAUAGUGAUAAUCAAGUCGAGUAUGCAAUUCAAACUGUGACUGACGAAGCGAUAUAUGGAGCAAAGGCUACCAUAAACGUGUGGUCUCCUUACAUAGAAACUAAAAAUGAAUUCAGUGCUUCUAAAGUUUGGAUCACUUCUGGUCCACCUGAUAAUCAAAAUCGCAAUUCCAUUGAAUUUGGUUGGCAGGCGAGCCCAAGUCUUUAUGGAGACAAUCGCGCAAGAGUGACUGUUUAUUGGACGGCUGAUGGAUAUAAGAAGACCGGAUGCUACAAUUUACUAUGCUCAGGCUUUAUUCAAACUAACCACAAAAUUGCAUUAGGAUCAGGAAUUUCUCCGGUUUCUACGUAUAACGGGAUACAAUAUGCUAUUACGCUAAUGGUGUGGAAGAGCUCAGAAGAUGAGAAUUGGUGGCUAAAAUGGGGAUCUGGAGGACUUCCACUUGGGUAUUGGCCAUCGAGCUUGUUUACUUACCUAAAGGAAUACGCAAAUGAUGUGCAAUUUGGUGGAGCAAUAAAAAAUAUAAAGAUAACAGGAUCUCACACUUUCACUCAAAUGGGUAGUGGACAUUUUGCGGGAGAGGAUUAUGGCAAAGCUGCACACUUUAAGAAUAUUCAACUUGUGCAUGCUGAUGAUGCCUUGGUUCCAUUUCGAGCUCAUUCCACUGAUAUAUCGUUCCCAGAUUGUUAUAAUUUAAAGGAUGGGUAUGGUGGAGAUUGGGGAAGUUACUUUUACUAUGGUGGACCAGGCAGGAAUAUUAAUUGUCCUUAAAGCAAUA
Molecule: messenger RNA, 1291 nt
Organism: Cicer arietinum (chickpea)
Lineage: Eukaryota; Viridiplantae; Streptophyta; Magnoliopsida; Fabales; Fabaceae
Product: protein neprosin-like
Source: RefSeq, a predicted model, not a curated record